GAACUCACAGGCCACCAGGGGCCCCAGAUGAUGCCUUUGGGAAUCCCUGGUCUGCCCUAUGGAGCCUCCCACGCAGGGACACUUGCGGAGAGCCUGGCCAUUUGCAGCAUCCAGCUGGGGCUCCCUUAUACAUGCUCAGGGCUGAAACAGCCCUCAGAACACGCGUCCACCCACCCUUGUUCACAGCAGCAAAGAAAGCGAUAGGCCAACUACAAGAAGACACCCUACAGAGCAGGAAAAGAAGCCCCACCCAUUUUCGGGUGUCUGCCCUUGUGUGGAGAGCUGUUUUGGAGAUAAACAGGUGUGUCUGUCUCUGGAAGUUGAAUCUAUAUAAUCACAAGGGGGUGGCUGAGCACUCUGGCAUGUCAGUGGUCACAUGAUGCUGGUCAUAUCAAGUAACCAUGAUCACAUCAGAGCCCGCAGGAGUUAUAAAUACACCACCACCGAGCCCCAACUGGAUGACAAUUGAGUAAUGACAAUAGAAAUAGCUCACACUCCGUAAGACCAUCUUUCCCCUUCCUGGAGAACUUUUCCGAAACCAACAGCAUUACAAUGGAGAGAUGGCCAGAGCCAGUUAGAGGAGAACUUCAAAUCUUUCAGAAGAUGGAAAAAGAGCCUCAAGCUGGAGCUGGGUCCCCAGUGCUCGAGUACCAUGCUGCCUUGGUCACGGGAGAUCUGAGCCGUCUGGAGCAGCUCAUGAACCGGUUCUUCCAGGAUGCCAACGUGGUGUUUGAGAUCAAGAAGGAUGAGAUGGAGUGGCGGGUGAAAUCCCCAGCCACAUUUGGACUGUCAGGCCUCUGGACCCUAGAGUACAAGCGCGAGCUCACCACACCCCUGUGCAUCGCUGCGGCCCAUGGCCACACGGCCUGCGUGCGCCACCUGCUCAGCCGCGACGCGGACCCCGACGCCAGCCCCGGCGGCCAGGGAGCCCUGCACGAGGCCUGCCUGGGGGGCCACACGGACUGCGCCCAGCUGCUGCUGCAGCACGGCGCCGACCCCGACCUGCUCAGCGCCGAGGGCCUGGCGCCCCUGCACCUCUGCCGCACGGCCGCCUCGCUCGGCGGCCACAUGGCCCGCUCCACCUGGUCACCCGCCCUGGCCGCGGACCGCGACCCGCCCUUGGUCCCUACCCCGGCCCCCACCACCCCGAACCCCUGA
Molecule: messenger RNA, 1158 nt
Organism: Leptonychotes weddellii (Weddell seal)
Lineage: Eukaryota; Metazoa; Chordata; Mammalia; Carnivora; Phocidae
Source: RefSeq, a predicted model, not a curated record